AUGGUUCUGCGUUCGUUGGAAUUCUACGACUUGACAUCAUCUGAAGAGGACAAUAACGAAUUACAUGUGCCGGGAUGGCACAUCUUCGCUGGAGACUCCGGCAUUUUUGCCAUUAAUUUUGUUUCCUCGCCAUUGUCAUCCAUGAUGUUUUCAAGCUUCUUGAACGACGAGAGCGAGGUUCUUGAGCCGUGUCCAGCUGAGAUCUCAGAUGGUCCAUCUGUGCAGCGAACACCGAACACAUCACUCCAUCUCGUUAGCGGCCUUCUUCGACUCGCUUAG
Necator americanus (New World hookworm) is the source of this 279-nucleotide messenger RNA. RefSeq lists its product as uncharacterized. The transcript has 2 exons. The coding region runs from base 1 to 279 and encodes 92 amino acids. NCBI's taxonomy places the organism in Eukaryota, Metazoa, Nematoda, Chromadorea, Rhabditida, Ancylostomatidae. The record is from RefSeq and is a predicted model, not a curated record.